CCCCGCCCCUCACGACAGGCAGUUUCAUUUCUAUGUGAGUCCCGCUCAGGACCUGGGAAGUGGAUGCUCCAAGGGACUCCCUCCAGCCCAGCGAGUGUGUGGCAUCGGUGGUGGCCCAGAUAAGACCUCCAGGCCCGUGGGGCCUGGCAGCCGGGCGCCCACAGGAAGCCGGGGUGGGUGUGCUGCCUCUGCUGUGGAGCCUCUGGGUCCGGCAUUGCAGCUUCCGGCAGAGGCAUGGCGUCGGCCUCCGUCAGCAAGAAGAUGCAGGAGGAGGCCACCUGCUCCAUCUGCCUGCACCUGAUGGCUGAGCCCGUGAGCAUCAGCUGUGGCCACAGCUACUGCCAGGCCUGCCUCCUGCAGGUCAUGGGCCUGAGCUCCUCCUCACAGAGCCAGCAACACAGGGAGACCUUCCCCUGCCCCCAGUGCCGGGCUCCCUUCCAGAGAGACAGCCUGCGGCCCAUCAAGCAGCUGGGCAGCCUCAUCGCCGCCCUCCAGGAGCAGGAGCAGGAGCUGUCCUGCCAGGAGCACGGGGAGCGGCUGCACCUCUUCUGCGAGAACGAGGGCCAGCUCAUCUGCUGGCGCUGCGAGCGCGAUGGGCGGCACAAGGGCCACAACACGGCGCUUGUGGAGGACGCAGGACCCAGCUACAGAGAAAAGCUCCAGGAAGCGGUGAGGAAAAUGAGGAAACUGAAAGAGGAAUGCACGAACCAGAAAGCAUUCACAGCGAAGCAGAUAGCCCAGUGGAAGGAGAAGAUAGAGGCUCAGAGACAGAAAAUCCAGGCGGGCUUCCAGAACCUGCACAGGUUCCUGCGGAAGGAGGAGAGGUCGUACCUGCGGAGACUGGAGAGCGAGGAACAGCGCACUCUGCAGAGACUGAGGGUCAGUGAGGCCGACCUGGACCAGCAGAGCCGCCAGCUCGAGAGCCACAUCCGGGAGCUGGAGGAGCGAUGCCAGGCCUCCGCCCACAAGGUGCUGCAGGACGUGGAGGGCGCCCUGAGCAGGAGCCAGGCUGUGAGGAUGGAGACGCCAGAGGCCCUGUCCUUGGAGAUUGAGACUGAGUGUGAGAUCCCCGACGUCUGCUUUGAGCUGAGGAAUAGGUUGAAGAGCCAUCAAGGUCCCUGCGAGGAUGGUCUCCCUCUGUCCGUAUUCGUUUGGGAUUUCUUUAACCGUCUGACAGAGCAGCCUGGCAGUUGUGAAACUGACAUGGAGCAGUUUGCAGAGACCCUGAGUGGCCGGGUCACCACGGACGAGGCUUUGGAAGAACUGGUGGACCUCAUCUACCAACAGGCCACGUCCGAGCCGAAGUUCUGCUGCCUGGGAGCUCGCCUGUGUAAUUACCUGUCCCGUCACCUGACCAUUCGCUCACAGAGGGGCAGAUUCUUCCCCGUGCUCCUUCAAAGAUUGAAGACUGAUUAUGAGCCUUUAGGUCAAGCUGGCACGAGAGAUGAAGCAGCUUGGAAACGUUUCCGUAAGUUGGUGCUCUUUAUGGGAGAAUUUUAUCUUCCGCUGGAGAUCGAAGGGGCACAUGGAAAGGCUCAAACACCUUUUCUUUGGUGGUUGUUGGAAGUCCUCCUUUCUCACCCUGUGGACGAUAACCUAAUUUGUGCAGUACAAUUCCUGAAAGUGACAGGGCCCGCCUUGGAAGAUGCCUGGAAGGCACAAGGAAGGACGGACAUGGACGAGGUUAUCCAGAGGAUUGGAAACAUCGUCCUGGACGCGCCCUGCAGUGAAGGCGUGAGGCACAUGCUCUUGACGCUUGUAGAGCUCCGGUCAAGUAACUGGGGGAGAGGCCCUGUCACCUCAGCAUCCGAGAGAAGCAGCACCUGAGAAUGAUCCCGACUGUUUUGUGACGGAACCGCCAUUGGGUCCAGUGGAUGGUGCUCCUCUCCCUGCAGCUGAUCCCGACGACCAGGAUUCAAUCAGGAGUGACCUGAG
Myotis myotis is the source of this 1935-nucleotide messenger RNA. Its product is annotated as E3 ubiquitin-protein ligase TRIM38-like. Gene Ontology annotation, molecular function: protein binding; RNA binding; zinc ion binding. The transcript has 7 exons. The record is from RefSeq and is a predicted model, not a curated record. The coding region runs from base 235 to 1827 and encodes 530 amino acids. NCBI's taxonomy places the organism in Eukaryota, Metazoa, Chordata, Mammalia, Chiroptera, Vespertilionidae.